Messenger RNA from Platichthys flesus (European flounder), 855 nucleotides. RefSeq names its product protein unc-13 homolog B-like. The record is from RefSeq and is a predicted model, not a curated record. The coding region runs from base 235 to 855 and encodes 206 amino acids. Gene Ontology annotation, biological process: synaptic transmission, glutamatergic; presynaptic dense core vesicle exocytosis; dense core granule priming. The transcript has 8 exons. Gene Ontology annotation, cellular component: synaptic vesicle membrane; neuromuscular junction; presynaptic membrane. NCBI's taxonomy places the organism in Eukaryota, Metazoa, Chordata, Actinopteri, Pleuronectiformes, Pleuronectidae. Gene Ontology annotation, molecular function: syntaxin-1 binding; calmodulin binding; diacylglycerol binding.
UUCAGUUCAUAAUCUGAACGCUUGUGAUGCUUCUGGUGACAUCUCCUAAUUCCUAGCUCUACGCCAGUCUUUGAACGCAGCACUAGAGCCGCCCCAGUCCACCGGUGGUUUCCCUCAGUCCCUGGUUCUCAGGCGGUGGUGACGGUCAUCAGUGGAACCUGGACCCGGAAUGCCCACCUGCCUCCCGGCUGCUCACUGGUUUCUGUGGCGGAGGAGCAGCAGGACUCUGGAUGAAUGAGUGAGAGACAAACUGCGGUGCAACAGGCUCCAGGGCUGAAGGUCCCUGAAGGCUCCUCCGCUCCUGUUGCACACAGAGCGGCCGAGAUGUCCCUGCUGUGUGUCCGAGUGAAGAAAGCCAAACUACAUGGGCCUCCAGAGAAGUUCAACGCCUACGUGACGUUGAAGGUGCAGAAUGUGAAGAGCACGACCAUCACAGUCCGCGGGGACCAGCCCUGCUGGGAGCAGGACUUCAUGUUUGAGAUCAGUCAUCUGGAGUCGGGUCUGGUGGUGGAGCUGUGGAAUAAAGGUUUGAUCUGGGACACGAUGAUCGGCACAGCGCUGAUCCCCUCGGACAGCAUUCGACAGUCUGACGAGGAGGGACCAGGAGAGUGGACGUCUCUGGACUCGGAGGUGCUGAUGAGGGAGGAUGAGAUCUGCGGCACCUCCAACCCAACUCCACACCAAGUGCUGCUGGACGCUCGCUUCGAGUUACCCUUCGACAUCCCAGAAGACGAGGCUCAGUACUGGACCAGCAAACUGGAGCGGAUCAAUACCAUGCGGAUACACGACGAGUUUCCUCUGCAGGAAGACGUCCAGAGACAACGAAUGGCGUCCGCUCCCUCUCACUCUCGAUGA